AUGUCCAAGUCACAAGGAAAGAAAAAGGAGUCGUCUUCCAGCAAAAUGUCAAUAUCUGACCGACAGACGGAUGCAGCCUCCCUGGUCACCACUUCAUCCGAGAGCAUCCCAGAGGGAAGUUUGGGGAAGUUCAGGUUCCCCAUUUGGCCUGAGUGGAGUGAUGCAGAAGUCAACAAGGAGAAAUGGGAUUCGAGUAAAGGACCUGAAGAUAGGAAGACGAACAAGGGCCCCGGUUCUCCGUUUUUUGAGAAUCCAGAGGGAAGACUGUUGCUUCCUCCAGCUUUGCAGGUGUAUUCCUGGAAGCGCCCGAGCGACUUUAUUGGUGAAAAGGAUCUCACCGUUGUUGAGAACCAAAUGAACUUUGACCUGGUCUCCGCAAACAAUCAUUUGUUUUGUUGUGAGCUUAUGAGGUGGAUCAUCAGCGAGAUUCAUAUUGUUUGGAUGCUUCAUAAGAGCACAUCCACACAGCAAGAUAACUGGAAACCUUGGGAGCAUAUCUAUUCACUGUGUAAGGUGGUGAAAGGUCAUGUGCCACUAUACAACAACUAUGGAAAAUACUUGGUCAGACUGUACUGGAUGGGUUCUUGGAGAAGGAUAACUAUAGAUGAUUCAAUGCCGUUUGAUGAGACAAAUAAACUCCUCCUCCCUGCCUCUACUUGUCAGUCGGAGCUCUGGCCUAUGCUUUUGGCUAAAGCUCUGAUUAAAGUAGCCUGCACAAGUGGAGUGACGGAAAUAAGCAGGGAGAUGGGUGAGUUCACCUUCAUCCAAGCUCUAACUGGGUGGAUACCAGAAAUCCAUCCAAUAAAGUCGGUCUACUCAAGAAAAAUCUGGGAAUUUUUGCGGGACACGAUUCCUGAAUUUAAACACCAAGAUGAGAGUUCACAAGUGACAAAGCCUGGGAUUCCAGGUCCAACUGCAGAGUUGGAUUCCCCUAAAUGCUCCUCUGAAGUUGUGGUGUGUGCCAGCUUCUACCCUUUUGAGCUACAUAACAAUUCCUCAGCGUUUGGACAAAUGGCAAAUUGCUCGGAAUUUCUUCGUCGUUAUGGCUUAUCCUUACUGCACAGCCAUGUUGUCAUGCUGACGAAAAGUCGUGCAUGCCAGCUCGAGAUCCCUCCCAAUCCUCCACCCGUGCCUCAAUGGAAACUCAUCCGUCCACGAAAAAAGAUAGUCAUCUCUUCUGAACCUCAGAAGUUCCAUUUGCCAAAAUCAGAGCAGUUCAUUGAGGUUGUCAGUCCUUUUAUCUCCUAUCAUUUCAGCAGCAGGGGUGACUUCAUUCCAAGAAAAGAGGCUAAGCAGAUUGCUCCAAGGAAGCAUUCCCAUAGAACCCCUCUGAUGUCCAUUACUGAGAGAGAAGAGACUGAAUGUCAACAAAGCCUUGAGCCUGAUAUAGCUGGAUGCACUACUAACUCACCAAACAACAGGGACAAAAAUGAGGUUACAACAGAGGACAAGGAGAAGGACAAUGAUGACAUCUCCAACGAUAGGCCAAAAGCUGCCAUAAAACAGCCUGUAUCUGGGGGACCCUUUACUGCUGUCAGACCCGUCCUGAAGAGGACAUGGGUGGACCUUGUUGACUUUGCAGAAUCUUUUCAGACCCUCCUGAUCUGUCAUAAGCCACAAAUCUACCCACAUCAAAUUCAGAGAUCCCAAUUCAAGAGCACCAUUCUACCUAAAACUAUAGGAGGCUCUUCCACUCAGCUUACCUCUGCAUCCAUGGCUGUUGCAAGUCAAGAAUGUGCAGAGGUAACAGGUACUUACUUCCUGUAUGUGGACAGUCUGACAUCUUCACAAAUUCUCAUCAGCUUUUCUGCUCUCUGUUUCUGGAGAGGUACAGCUGAGGAGAAAAAGAACAUGGUUGGAGGACAUCGAUCUGCAGUGUUAAUCGUCCUGCCACACUCCUGGACAAGUCUGCAAUCUCAGCUGCCAGUUCUCACCAUCAAAGCCACCUACUCGAAGGCAGCUUUUCUUAACUUACCCUCAGGGCGUCAUGUGCUGUGCUUGCACACAAAUGCGCCACUGGGCUGCCAUGUGCAGCUGUGCAGCAAGACACCAUUCAUCUUCGGGGAUGAAGAAACCAUUAUGGCGCACCUCACAAAGGAAAGUGCUCGCUUCACUGAGCAGGCCUCAUCCAUAUUUAGGGCACUGUCCAUAGUGGUGUCUUCCUUUGGGGAUGAGCAAAAGCUGCCAGCACUCAGAAAGAUGCUGGAAGAGACUCACUGCCCCAAAAACAUCAACAGCACCAAGAAGAAAUGGGAACACCAAAAGGUGUUUAACUCGGCAGUUUACCUCAUGGUCCAUGAGACUUUAGGCAGAAAGCUGACAGCAGAAGAGUUGUUUGCUGUACAGGCCCUCACUGCUGACCCCUCACUCGUGGCCUUUCACCCAGAGGAAAACACUCUUACAGUAGAGACAGAUUCUAAACCACCAGAGAUCUGGCAAAAUAGACAGCCAACAGCCGAGGAGCUCCAGGCAGUCACCAUUCUGCAAGCUGCAUUCAGAGGACACUUGGUGCGAGACAUCCUUGAGGCCUCAAAACCAGGAACGAAGGAGAACCAUUGUGUAUCCAAGAUACUUUUGGAAAUUUGGUCGAAGAUUGAAUCAAAUGCCGACAAACAAGCCGCCAUCUUGCUACGCUACAUCAUCGAAAACUCUGAGAAGAAAGCAGAGCUCUACCCUUGCAUACAAGAUGAAUCAACCAGAAUCACUUUUACUGACUAUUCUGUAUCUCUGCAAGAGACAGCCAACGCCUGGGUUUUGGUCUUUAGAGAAGUUUUCAUUAUUCCUAAGGAGAUGUUGCUCGUACCGAAAGUCUACUUUCCAUUUCCAAAUAGUCUGCUGCAUGUCAUAGAUAAUGAUACAGGGAAAGAAAUGGACAAUCUCUGUAACAAAAUUGCACCCCGCAUCUAUCAACCAAAUAAGUUUGGUUAUACCUUUCUAGCAGAGGUUGUUACACCUGAAUCACUCCCAGCCGGAACAAAGUGGAGGAUGAGAUUGAUAGGCUCAAAGGAGCCACUUCCAAAACUACCCAAUAAUUGUCUGGCUAAUUCUUUCUCUGUGAAGGAAUUCCUGGAUUAUUACUUUCCUAAUGAUGACAACCUCAUAUGUCGUUUUUGUGUCAAUGUAACAGUGGGCAUCUUGGGGACAAUUCAGUUUCAAACCUCCAAGCCAGAUGUACUGAUACAUCUGUCCAUUCUGGACCAUGAGAAGGAAGUGGCUGGCAACACUGGGAUGGGCCAUGUAAUAAUUCCUGUGUUCUAUUUCAAUGCCAACAAAGAACCCAUUUCCGAAGAUGAAACCCCCACACAGGAUACUCCUCAGCAGAGACAUGGAGAAGAAAGCACAGUUGUAAAGCCAGGCUCCUCAUCUGACCACCACCAGCCUCUCACUAAGACUAUGGGUCAUAAGUAUGUGGUGCAAGCAAAAGUGCUCAGUAAGAGCUGGGAUUUGGAUGAAUCUCAGAUGGCUUUUGCUUUAAUGCUGAAAGACAUGGAGGAGAAGAAGAAGAUAGUGUAUAAAAGUGAAGAUAUGAAGCCUUCAUCCAUAAGUAACCCACCAAGCACUGAUGGGCACAAGUCCAACGCACCCAAAACCAACCGCAAAAGCGAAAAUGACAAGGAGAAGGGAAAGUCACAUCCCACCUCUAAAUCUGUCCCCAAGCAGGAAACGAGCCUUGACCUGACAAAAGCUAACUGGACGCUGCGCGUAGUCACUGAUGAGAGCAAAAAAGAUGCCAUUGAUGUGAAGAGGGACACAGAGAGAAUAGAACAGAUUAAAAGCAAUAAAAAGGCCUGGGAAAUGGUGGAGUCAGGACGCUCUGUUAAGGCUUUACAGUCUCGCAUUGAAUUCCUUGGCCACGGCCAAAAUAAAGAAAGUAACAGGCCGACAUCAGAAGAAAACAAGGACUCUGAUCUUUCCAGAUCUGUUCCAGAUACCUGUCUGAGUCAAUCCAAAGGAACAUUGAGUCAUCCCCAAACCUCCCUCUCUCGCUUAGACAACAGUCCCCUCAUUAGACGCCAAGAGGAUUUCCCAGAGCUAAUGGAUUCACAGAGAGAGGAGGUCAAGCAGAGACAGCGUUUUGAAAAGAUUCAGACCUACCGGUUGGUCCGUGAAAAUGUAGUGGAGCGCCAUAAACAGCAGGUGUUCAAGCAAAGGGAGCUAAUGAGGCUUCAGAUGGAGUUGAAUGACAAUGUACAGGCAAUGUACCAGCAUUGUGAGAAGUUAUUUGAUGCCUGUGAAGCAUUUAUUAGCCAUCAGAUGGCAGCCACGAAAAAGGAGCAGGAUGAAAAUCCCGUUCUGGAGGAGGCCCAGCCAGCAGAACAAGAAGGAACAGCCCCCACCUCUGCUUCCACUCAGCAGCCCAACAAACGUGCCAAGAGUGCUGGAAAAAAGAAAUGAUCGUCAUUAGACUUAGUUCAGCCCAGUAAGUCUGCUUGAACACUGAAGUGCCUUGAUUUAAUCACAGCAUAGGUCCCUGUUCUUUGUUAAAUAACACCAGACAAAACAAGUUUUCACAUUCAGACAUGCAGAUAUGUGAUAUUUUCCUUUUUGACUUAUUAGGAUUCUUAUUCACCAGCUACUCCAAACCGAAAUUGGCUUAAAGUGUUUCAUUUUCAUGUUACUCAGUUUGACAAACAUACUCAAUGAAUGUUUUUUUUCUGGCUUGUUUUUGUAAUGAAGCUUUGGUCUGUAGCUUUAAUUCAUUUCCUUGUUUUGUGAUUAUAUCAAAUUAAAAA
Menidia menidia (Atlantic silverside) is the source of this 4733-nucleotide messenger RNA. Lineage: Eukaryota; Metazoa; Chordata; Actinopteri; Atheriniformes; Atherinopsidae. The record is from the annotation of a GenBank genome assembly.